Molecule: messenger RNA, 2528 nt
Organism: Gryllus bimaculatus (two-spotted cricket)
Lineage: Eukaryota; Metazoa; Arthropoda; Insecta; Orthoptera; Gryllidae
Source: the annotation of a GenBank genome assembly
AGAGACGUCACUAUGAGGACGUUGAAGCUCUCGAUUGGAUGAAACCGUGAACAGCUUAAUACCGUCAAGUGCAUGGUUCUGUGUGGUGCGAUACGGUGGAUCUAGUCAUGUAGUUGUAGAAGAAAUCAUGAUUUGAGCUCUAAAGACAAAAUAAGUAUUAUUUUUGACUGUGCGGUACUAUACUGUCAAUGUAUGUAAAGUAAAUAGAUGAAUUUAUUGGAGUUUCCUCAGGUGGUACAGUAAACCUGAGAGCUAUUUGAUCAUGGCAGAGCCAGUGUUAUCUGUGUGUUGGAAAAACCAUACCAGUGAACUUGCCACAGAAUAUAAAAGUUUGUUGGAGAAUGAUUUUUUGGUGGAUUGUACUCUCUCUGCUGAGGGUCAGCAACUGAAAGCUCAUAGGCUGGUUUUAUCUGCUUGCAGCCCUUAUUUUCAUAUGCUGUUUCAAGAGGACUCUGGAAAGCACCCAUUUGUCAUCCUCUUAAAUGCAUCAUUUGAAACACUGAAGGCUGUAAUUGAUUUUGUUUACCAAGGGGAGACUCAUAUUCCAGAAAGAAACUUAAAAGCGUUUCUGAUACUUGCUCAGUCUCUGCAGAUCAAGGGCUUAAAUGCUUUUACUCGGGAUGAUAAGAAUAAAAAGCAAUCCAGCAGUCCUGCUCCAAAUGUUCCUCAAGUUUCAUCUGAAAAUAUUCAAAUCACCAGUGAAGUUGAUGGUAUUAAUGCUAGCCUUGGAAAUUAUUCUCAGCAGCAUCCCCAUCUUUCAGACAGCUACUCUGAUAGUGUGCAAACAAACUCUUCUAUUCCUCUUGCAGCAUACAGUGCCUCAUAUGAGAAUGUGCGGUCAGGGGCAUCAAUGACACAUUUGGUUGAACAUCAUCGACCUUUAGGAUGUGAUGAAGUGUUUGCGGACUCUGAAGUGACUGUAAAACAUGAACCUUUGUAUCACGUAUUUCCAGAGACUAGAAACAAAACACCGGUAAAUGUUAAAAGUUAUGAAUGUGGGAGUGGAAAUUUCCAGAGAGAAAUGGAUGUUGGAACUACUUCAGUGUGUGGUGAUGAGGAUUUGAACAUUUUCUCAAGUUGUAGCGAGUCCUCUCAUGGGAAUACGGAAUUGUCCCUGAUGCCUCCUGCCCAAGAGCAGCGUACACAAUUGAGCAAUGAAGUGCCUUCUGAACGAGAUGUUGCAGAGAGAGGUGAAUCUUCCCAGCCUGAGAGUUUGAUGCUGAAAGAAGAACAUUUGGAUGCUGAGAGUGAUGAUCUCAUGGAUGACCGUGAUAUGCCAGUAAAUCAUAUGACUGAAGCAGAUGUAGGACUGGAGUCUGCGUAUGGGGAACAGAAUCCUGACCAAUGCUCAAGCGCAGCCGGCCUCCCGCCGGAGAAGGAGCUGGCAACGCCGCGGCGGAGACCCCCAGGGCAGCAGAGCGAGUCGCCCCCGCCGCACACGAGGCUGCGGUCGCCCCAGCACUUCGGCGAACAUUCGCCUGCCUCGUUCGACAAGGGUGGGUUAUCGAGCGCCCACGCAGGCUCUUACGCCGGCGAUACCCGGCGUCGCGGCGGCACGGGAGCGUACUCGUGCGAGGUGUGCCGGAAGGUGUUCGCGUUCGCGUCGCAGCUCGUCAUUCACCAGCGCACGCACACGGGAGACCGGCCGUUUCGCUGCGACGUGUGCGGCAAGGCGUUCGCGCAGUCGGGCAACCUCGUGGCGCACGCCCGACGGCACACGGGCGAGCGGCCCUUCGCCUGCGACCUGUGCGGCAAGGACUUCGCGCGCGCCUUCAACCUCGCCCUGCACAAGCGGAGGCACCACUAACCCGCUCGCCUCCCUUGACAGCCAGACAUCUCGGCCGUAGGACACGUCAACAUUCCCCUCUUUUCAGCGGUCAACGGAUUGGCGAAUUUCGUGGAUGGACCUCUGUUAAGCGGACACCUCUACCGAUUGUAAUACGCGGAAAAGUAAUGACGUAUUGUCAGAUUUCUUCCAACAUUGUGCAUCCAAUGUAUCCGUGGGUUUUUAAGUGCGAAAAAAAUCCUUCGUACUCUUUCCUUCGGAGGCGAAGUAAACCCGGCUGUCUCAUGUUGUAGAUGUACUGCGUGAAACGAUCCUCAAGCAUACAUGAAGCCUCUGAGCCAAAUUCAGAUCGCCUGUUUCGUCAUCGAGUGAUGCGUCCUUUCUUCGCUUAGUGUGCGAAAGGAGCCUCUCGGAAUUUGCGUGAUCAGACGGAAGAGCGGGCCUGAUUGGAGCCACCUUGUGAUUGCGAACCUCUCAGCUGCGCGGUUGCUUCAGGAGCGUGCGGGUUGAUUUGUGAGGUAGCUUUGCAAAAGAUGCGGUGGAGAUGGGGAGGCAGCAAAUCCUGUGUCCGAGGACGCAAUGCUGGUUUGACUGGUGAUCACAUUUCUGAGGAGUUUGUAUUCUGGUCAUUAGCGUGCAGCCUUUCGGUUGUUGAGCCCUAGAUGGAACGCCAUUUAUGUGGUUGGAGUGGAUCUCUCGCGAAGUGCGGCGUUGGUAGUCGGCACGAGACUGAAGGCCCUCG